Symsagittifera roscoffensis is the source of this 2191-nucleotide messenger RNA. Its product is annotated as solute carrier family 28 member 3-like. Gene Ontology annotation, cellular component: plasma membrane. Gene Ontology annotation, biological process: nucleoside transmembrane transport. NCBI's taxonomy places the organism in Eukaryota, Metazoa, Xenacoelomorpha, Acoela, Convolutidae. The record is from RefSeq and is a predicted model, not a curated record. Gene Ontology annotation, molecular function: nucleoside:sodium symporter activity.
UGACAAACAAAUAUUGUCAAUAGUUUCGAUCACACGAGUGUUUGUCAAAUAUCAUUCACUUUUUGACCUUGAGUUAGUUAUAAAAGCCUAAAUUUUUAUUUCUACUGCUUCCAUACUUCGAAAAACUCUCACGUGAAUUUAAAAUGCGGGAAGAAAUGGACAUGGAGCCAGUGCAUAGGGACUACGGGUCACGUGACUCCUCUCACAGAACCAGUUCCAGUUUGGAAAGCCAGACCCCUCAAACGGGGGAACUCCUGGCGAUGGAUCCGAAGUCUACCUGGAUACCAAUCCAGGACUCACCGAAGGAAGGAGCUAGAGUCACUUCAGGAACCAACAUUCAGUUCCAAAUGAACACAAGUCCCAUGCAAGACUUGAGCAUCGCGAUGGAAAAGUUUCAACAUAAAUACCGAAUGAUGUCGAGGCACAAAAAUGCGAAUCAUAUUUUGGAAUUGACGGUUUAUUUUUUGACCGGUCUCUAUGUUUUGCUGGCCGCUUGUCUUAAUUUUGACCAGGCGAAACCGGUCGUUGUUUUCUACAGCUUGGCUGUGAUAUUCCUUGUCCAUCGAUUAGCAAAACCAAGAUACAACAAUCUUCUCGAUUUUCCUUUCUGGCAGAAGUCAUUCAGCUCAAUUUCAUCUUCAUCCGGAUCUGAAAGUACAUGCAGACGACUUCUGUCAUGUGGGUUCUACAUUGCAGUAUGUGCAACCAUCGGAUUCCUUGUGAUCUUCUGGAACUACAGGGAUCCGUCGCGACUCAUUUCAGCCGGUGGACUCCUGUUCCUCGUAUUUUUCUCAGUUAUCAUGUCCAAGCACAAAUCAAACAUCAACUGGAAAACGGUCUUCUGGGGUCUCUUUCUUCAAUUCGCCUUCGGAGCAUUCGUGCUUAGAACUCAACUGGGGUUCGACAUCUUCGAAGGGCUCGGAACCGCCGCACGAACAUUUCUGAACUUCUCCCAUUUCGGAAUCGAGUUUGUGUUCAAACCAUCCUACCCUCAAGACACUCCGAAUGCCGUUUCGAGAAAUGGUUCCGAAUCAAACAUGCCCACGACCCCUGCAAGUGAACAUUCAUCAACUCCAAUGCCCACUAUUCUGGGAGUUACAGUACUAAUGAUCAUUCCUUUUUUCUCAGCAUUCAUUUCGGCUCUCUACCAUUUAGGCUUCAUGCAGUUCUUAAUAGGAAAAAUUGCUUGGCUGAUGCAAAGAACAAUGGGUACCUCUGCUACCGAAUCAAUGAGUGCCGCCGGAAACAUCUUCGUUGGCCAAACCGAAGCACCGCUCCUUAUCAAACCAUUUUUGCAAACACUGACAAUGUCGGAACUGCAUGCAAUUAUGACGGGUGGUUUUGCCACUAUUGCAGGCGGCGUUUUUGCCGCCUAUGUUUCGAUGGGUGUCUCGCCCUCUCAUCUCAUUUCGGCGAGUGUCAUGUCCGCACCCGCCGCUUUGUCGUUUUCUAAGAUCGUUUAUCCAGAAGUUGAGAAGAAUUUAGAGGACGAAGAUGAAGAUGUGGAAGAGAAGAAAAAGCCAGAAGACGAUGGCUAUGAGAACCUUGUUCAUGCAAUUUCUGCUGGCGCUACGGACGGUAUGACAAUGGUUCUAAACAUCAUAGCGAAUCUGAUUGCGUUUCUGUCUCUAUUAGCGGCUGUCAACUACCUCGUCACUUAUUUUGGAUCCCUUGUCAACAUUCAAGGUUUGACAUUAUACAUGAUAUUCCAAUACGUGUUCUACCCCCUUGCUUUUCUACUCGGAGCGGAUGCGGAAGAUUGCACGCGAGUUGGGGAGCUUCUCGGGCUUAAGACGAUAGCUAACGAGUUCUUGGCCUAUGACCAGAUGACCAAGAUGAUGAAGGAUGACCUUUUGACCCCGAGAUCUCAGGUUAUCGCCACUUACGCCCUGUGUGGGUUCAGUAAUUUGGGGUCAAUCGGGGUUCAAAUUGGAGGCAUGGGAGCUCUGGCACCGAAUCGGAAGGGGGAUCUGGCUCGGAUUGGAAUCAGCGCUUUCGUCACUGGAAACGUCGCAUGCUUUUCUACAGCUUGUAUCGCUGGGCUGCUGUAUAAAUCAGACUAGCUUAAACUUCAACUUCAAGUCUGAAAUAAAUCUAAAAACGUUGAAACCUUUUCAGUAUACUGAAUGCAUUUAGUCUAGCUAAUGUAAUUUUAAUGCAACUUUUUUGAGGGUAUUGCUUAUAUUCUUAU